Trichobilharzia regenti is the source of this 2130-nucleotide messenger RNA. NCBI's taxonomy places the organism in Eukaryota, Metazoa, Platyhelminthes, Trematoda, Strigeidida, Schistosomatidae. The record is from the annotation of a GenBank genome assembly.
UCAAGGUCACUUUUUUGUUCGAAGGUCGUUUCGGUUUGGGCCGCUAUUCUUUAGAGUCACCUAUAUCCUCACCCGAUAAUACUGCCAACAUAGGUCUUUCAACCUUCAAAAGCUAAUGAGAAUUCAGAAAUCUACACUUAAUACCCGCGUAAUUCAAGUGGAUUGCUACUGCAUGUGCAGCUAUCAUGAUGCCUGUAGCUCAUAGUGUGUUGGCCCCGUAUGUACAGAAACAAGGGGCAGUUGGUGUUUGGGACGAAUACAAAAAUGGAAAACCUGUACAACUUGCUCACCGCAUUAACUCUGUUGCCAUUUGUUCAUCACCACCAUAUAAAUACGGCCUUCCUGACGGUUACAAUGUCAGUCCAUUCAUAUUUUAUAAUUGAUUAUUGCAGGUGAAUCUUUACAAAUGUGAUGGAGAUAAACGUUUCCGAAAGUUGGGUGGUUUUUCAGCACGAGUGAUGUGUUGUGCUUUUCGAAAUGAUGGGAAGAUGAUUAUAGUCGGUGAAGAAGGAGGUACCGUUCGUAUGUGUACAACGGAUAAGAACAAAUUUCACUUGAGAAAAAUUAAGGCUCACAAAGGGUAAUUAUGACUUUUGUAGUAGGUAAUAUCACAGUUCUGUCUCAAUGGCUUUAUUUUCCAUGGAUGGCUUACGUGCUGCAAGUCUUGGAUCAGAUGCAAAAGUGCGUAUAUGGGAUGUUACACUUGGCUCUCGUCUUGGUGAAUAUUCUGUCAACGUUGAAAAAGAAGUUGCCCGUGCCAUGACGAUGGGUAGAGAUAACAAUAAUCUUUUAUGCUACGGUGAUCUCAACGGCAACGUUGUUAUUUGUGAUAUUCGUGAGCCAAAGCCUGUCAGUAAAAUAACUGUUCCGGUUGCUGUUUCGGCUCUCUCACUUAACAAAACAGACAAGAUUUUGGCGAUCGCUGCUGGUUCUGUUGUACAGUCUUGGGACUUCUCUGCCAAAAAGUUUCUAAAUUAUGGAGAAAGUCAGAGUCUUCAUCUUCAUUAUAAAGUUAUCACCGGCAUGUUUAUUGAGCACCAUCCAGUCACUGAUGAAGAAGUCCUUUUUUCCGUUUCACUAGACAAGCUGGUAAAGUUUACAGAUCUACAGAAUGGUAAGGAGCUCCAUCAACUUCAGUGUUCCACUCCUUUGACGGCUGUUGGAGUUACACCAAAAUGUGAAACUAUUGUGAUAGGAGGAGAACGUGGUUUCGUUAAAAUUAAACACUAUGAUCGAAAACUAAACUCAUCGUUCUCUCAGAAACAGAAUGAAACUGUUCCCAGUGACACAGAAGAACCCUAUAUAAGUUUGUUAUCUGAGUUUUCGAAGCCCAAGAAAAAAGAUCGUUUUAUGCUAAUGACAAUGAAUGAAUGGUCGGAAGUUCCAGUGACUAGCUCACGUCGUGCACCUAAAGAUUGGUUUUCAACUGAUGAGGUUGACAAAGUAUCAAAACCAGUUGUUCCACUGGUUCAUCAGCAAACUGAAAUAUCUCUCAGUAGUCGAUCGUUUUAUGCUCAUACUUUGACAAAUACAUCUAGUCGUGUGGACACGUUAUUGAGACGUUUCAAUCAUUCACGCGCUCUCACUUUAGCUCUAACUUGCCAGUCUUGGAUGCGACGAUCGAGGAAAACAACUCCUCCAGAUCCUCGGUAUUGUCUCAACAUGUCACUUGCUGUCAUACGUGAAUUAAUAAGAAGAGACACGUUAAAUGCAGCGGUUGCAGGCAGAGACAAUCAUCAGCUGGAAUAUAUUUUCAGAUUUAUAUACAAUAACGUCUGGAAGAAGGAUGCUGCUGCAGUGUGCUUGGAAUUAUAUCAUUGUAUACUGAAUACUUAUACAAGUGAAGAACUAAUGGAGAUUAAUGGGUUUAGAAAAGUCAACAGACUGCUCGAACUGACAGCUUCAAAUUUGUAUAGCUUGAGGAGAAUUGUCGACACUAUCACCUGUCAGUCGCAUGGUCUUACUGAGUCGAAUAAUAAAGAUGUGACAGAAGAUAUUCACAACCUUCCACUUUCUAAUAUCAAAGAGUCACCAGACAGUAAACAUUUCAUCACGCCAGCUAAGAAACGUGCUAAAACUGAAUCUGUUUAGCUACUUACUUCUAUUGUACACAGUGCAGAUAAAAUUUCU